Molecule: messenger RNA, 1312 nt
Organism: Ostrinia nubilalis (European corn borer)
Lineage: Eukaryota; Metazoa; Arthropoda; Insecta; Lepidoptera; Crambidae
Gene: Rrp45
Product: exosome complex component RRP45
Exons: 7
Coding region: 110-1240 (376 amino acids)
Biological process (GO): U5 snRNA 3'-end processing; U4 snRNA 3'-end processing; exonucleolytic trimming to generate mature 3'-end of 5.8S rRNA from tricistronic rRNA transcript (SSU-rRNA, 5.8S rRNA, LSU-rRNA)
Cellular component (GO): cytoplasmic exosome (RNase complex); nuclear exosome (RNase complex)
Molecular function (GO): mRNA 3'-UTR AU-rich region binding
Source: RefSeq, a predicted model, not a curated record
AGUGUCAAAUUCGCAUGUUUUGAUUAAUUUCGUGACCUAACCAAAAAAUCGUAUAUUUCUUAAAAUUUUAUGAAUAUUUUGAUUUUUAUUCGAGACUGGAUAAUAAAAAAUGAGAGACGUAUUUUUGUCAAACUGUGAAAAAAGCUUCAUACAGAAAAUUGUAUCGGAAGGCCACCGAUUAGAUGGCAGAAACUACAAUGAAAGUAGACGGCUAGAUAUAUCGUUUGGAUCAGAUUACGGUAGUUGUAUUGUUUGUUUAGGUGAAACAAAAGUGCUGGCACAGGUGUCUUGUGAAGUGACACAGCCUAAGCAAAUCAGGCCAAAUGAGGGCAUUUUGUACAUCAAUGUGGAGAUCAGCCCUAUGGCCGCACCGCAGUUUGAAGCAAAUAGACAGACUGACCUCACAGUAUACUUGAACAGAUUGCUUGAGAAAUGCUACAAGGACUCAAAAUGCAUUGAUCUUGAGUCUUUGUGUAUAGUGGUUGAAGAAAAAGUAUGGUCUCUCAGGGUGGACAUCAAGGUUUUGAACCACGCAGGCAACUUGAUAGAAUGUGCCAGCAUAGCCACACUCACCUCAUUGGCUCACUUCAAGAGGCCAGAUGUGACCCGUAGCGGUGACAAUGUUAUAAUUCAUACCAUCGCAGAAAAAGAUCCAAUUCCAACUGUACUGUACCACUAUCCAGUAUGUGUGACUUAUGCUAUAUUUGGAAACGACACACUUCUCUCAGACCCUAGUUUCACUGAAGAAUCCGUUUGCACCAGCAGCACCGAAGAAGGAAUAAACACAGCUGGAGGUUUACUCGUGAUUGGAAUGAACCAAUACAAAGAGUUAUGCCUACUUAAUUUGACUGGAGCACCGCUGUACAACUCAAAUGUAGUGCAUAAGGCCAUAAUAAAUGCAGCAGACAGGAGCAAAACUAUAGUGGACUUGGUGAAAAAGACCAUUGUUAGUGAUGACACAAUAAGACAAAAGCGUGGAAAAAUAAACUUCUCUGAUAUCAUCACUGAAGAUCACCUGCUAUCGUUGAGCCAGAAAGAUAUCAGUAUUCGGCUCAAGAAUUAUGAUGUGGAUGAUUUGCAACCCAAAGAACGAAAUACGGACAACGAUGAUGAUAUUGAAAUGAAACCAGAGCCUAGCAAAUAUGAUGUUGUACAAUCAUUGCCACAAACUGCAGAGAUAGUAUCCAAGAAGGGAGCAUCCAAAUGGAUCGAAAUAUCAUCAGAUUCAGAAGAAGAAUGAAAAUAAAUUAAAUAAUAAUUAUUUUAUAACAAACUUCAUUUGUUAAAUAAAAUGUAAAUUCACAUUUUACAA